CAUUAGGCUCGAGAACCCCCCGAGAGGCGGUCGAAUGGUUGUUGUGUACGUGAACGUGAAGAAAGAAGGGGCGUUUGGGAGGAAAGAGUGUUUUGAACAGAGAGAGAGAAAGACGAAACGAAGUUAAAGCUGAAGCCGCUCUGUUGCAGUCGCGUGCGUGUGUGUGUGCGUGCCACUGUAUGAGAGGAAGAGACGAACGGGACGAGGUGGGUGUCGACCGUGUGUGCGCAAGGAGAAACAAGAGGGAAGAGUGUACCGUCCUUCCGAGGUACCGCGUGCUCCUGACGAUCCGUGCGCUUCCCCGCGCGCGCUCGAGCGUUUACUUCGACGACUUCGGCCAAAGAAGGUUAAGGGAGUCUAUAGGUUCGGCCGGAGUUUCGCUUUUGGCAGUGUGUUUUGUAGCGCUGUGCAGGAAGGAAGUUUAUACGGACAAAAGCGCGCGCGAGAUCAAGGCAAGGAAGAGUCUACUCUUGGAGGCCUUUGAGAACAGAAAGUGAAAAUAAGCCUGUGUCUGCGUGGAGGCCUUCGCCGCAACUUCCGCCCGCCCCCCACACACAGGAGCUCCACCCCGCGCUCAGGGAAGAAAAAAAAACCCGAAUGACGAUACCGUGUUCUUCUGCCACAGAGAAAUAGGCCUUUUCGCCUCGAGAGGAAACAGUUCUUUUUUUUUGUUUGGUUUGCGACCGGCUGUUUAUGUGAAUGAAGUGAAGAAGUUUGUGCGGUGUUUUUUCCUCCGAUCUGUGGAAGCAAAAAAAAAAAAAGAAAGGACAUUGCAGUUUCAGUUCCAAUGUUUCAACUGCCGGCAACUUAGUACUUUGAACGUCGAAAGUGACAAAACAAAGAGAGGGAGAGUCCCGUGAAAGGCAAAAAACUUAAAAAUAGAUCCCACUUUUCCCGGAGCAUUGGUCGGCGGGUUGUUUUCGAGACUCGAGAGCUUCGGUGGAUUGUGGAGAAAAAGCAAAAAAAAACAAGCAAGCAAAAAAAAAAAAACAAAUGCCAAAGUCCGACACCUCAGUGAUAACGAUUUUUCGCGUUUUUUACCGUUUUCCUUCGCUGUGUGUAUUAUUCGUGUGCUGCUCUCAGGGAUCGUUUAGCGUUUUUCCGCACCCCCGCGUUCCAACAGAAAGUAUAUGUUUCGAAGUGACCGAGAGUAGUGGUAGGGAGAAGAAACAGUAAGCUGCUAUUGCAGGAAUUUUUCGGUUCGUUUUUCCCCGGAGAAGAGUGAGAAAAUUCGGCGAAAUGCAGACGAAAAACUAGGGCAAGUGUACUUGAACUACGGAAGGGAAGUUUUUGAUCCGUGAGCCGUGUUUCGUAAUCGGAAAUGCGAAAGCUGCUGCCGUUGUUUUGUGCAUUGACAAUAAUAAAGAUAAUAUCCGCGAGCAAGUGAAGAACUGAAUUGUGCGUUUUGAGAGGGUUUUUACCGUUUUUGGAAGAAUUUUUUUUUUGUUCUUUCUCGCAGAACAUUUAUCUCAUCAUAUUCCGAGUGUUCCACCCGAAGUGCCGGGGGACCUCCAAAAAGCUACGAAAAUAGAUACCAUAGCGUUACACUCGUAUCACCCGCUGCUCCUGAUGGCGCCUCGACGGGGAACCCUGGGUCCAGUGACGGCGACACCCAGCACCCUGGAUCUGUUCGGGACACUGGGAGAUUCGGACCAUGGCUUCGAGAGCUCGCACUCGGCCGAUGGUUCGGGCAGCGAGGGUGCCAACAUGACCCGCUGCUGUGUCCCCACGGGCGACUGUCUGAAAUGUUCGCCGGUCGACUUCGGGGCGAUCAAUCUGGAAGAUCUGCGGGACUGUGUGCGAGUGAUUUGCAACAACGAGAACUGCACCUCCGGCCAGUAUAUGCACCGCGAGUGCUUCGAACACUGGGAGGAAGGCGUCCUGAACUAUCUGAAGUCCAUCGGGCGGGCGCGGUCCUGGUCGGACAAGCAGCGCCAGCAGAACCUCUGGACCAAGAAGGGGUACGAUCUGGUGUUCAAGGCGUGCACCUGCCGGUGUGCCCGGGGCCACCUCCGCAAGGAUCUGGACUGGAUCCCGCCGAGCUCGCUGUUCUCGUCCAGGCUGGACGAGGAAUCGAACAAAAAGAAGAAGAAAAAGAACCGCCAGAACCAGAAACCAACGCUGGCGAUCUCGACCAGCAUCGGUAGCCACUCGAGCAGUUCCUCCAACAGUCCCAACUCGCACAUCGCCGCCACCGCCACCGCCGUGACCGGUGUGACCCAUCAAUCGAUGCUGGCGCAUCCCCUGAAGCUGGCCGACCACUUCGCCAAUACUACCUCACUGAUCUUGAACGCUGCCGCCGGUUGUCGCGGGGAUACCAACGGUGGCAUGCUGGUGACAACGCCUCAUUCCAACGGCCGCCAGCGCACCAACAGUCUGUCCUCGUCGAGUAAUGGCUCGAGCACGCCUCCGGCCAGUUCCAUUGGGUCGACCUCUGGCGGGGGCAGCGGCAGCGAGUGCCAGAGCAUCUCGCCGGUGCACUGCGGUGGUGGCGUAGGAGGACCAGGAGGCGCAUCGGUCGCGGCAACGGCCGCCGCCCUCGCCAAGAUGCCGCUCACGCCCAAGACCAAGGUGGAGAUUUAUUCCGAGCGAGUUAGGGCGACAUCCGGCGCCAAUGGAAUUUUCUCCCGCCGGCUGGAUUUCUCCUCGUUCAACAUGCUGCCCCGGCAACGGGUAAACUCCUACUCAAUCAAGAUCGAGGACGAAGGCAACCACGGUAAUGAUGAGACGCGUCUGUUCAUCCUGUCCUCGUUGGCAGCCCAGCACAAGAGCCGGGUGGCAUGUGUCCUCUGCGAGGAACCGAUGCUAGUCUUUGACCGCUACCCACUAGUCGAUGGAACGUUUUUCCUUAGUCCAAAGCAGCACGCCAAGGGUUGCAUCGAGGUGAAGUACGAGAAUCGUGUCCAAUAUCUGACCUCGGUUUGCAUGGCGUGUCUGGAUGGUGUCGUGCAGAGCCGGGUCGUGCGAUGCAGGUUUUGUGCCCAAAAAUGGGACGGUUCGUCGUUGGUCCUUGGAACCAUGUACUCGUAUGACAUCUUCGCUGCUAUGCCGUGUUGUACUGAACGAUUGAAGUGCAACAACUGCUUCAAACUGCUGCUGCACCCGCACCAGCGGUUGAACUUCUACAGCGACUACAGCCACAGCGUUUCGUGUCCGUACUGUCACGCUCAGGAUACUCACUUCGUGAAGCCCCUGGCGUACUGCUACACCAAACAGCCGAUGCAGUUAUUCCAGCAGUGGCCAUAACAUGAGGCCCCGUUGGAGUCCCCCAAAGUGGUAGACACCCCGUUUACCGUCUCCGCUAGCUCCAGUCGAAGCAACAGCACCUCGUCGGCGUCACCUUCGUCGGCGAAUCAGGAAUCGGCG
Toxorhynchites rutilus septentrionalis is the source of this 3366-nucleotide messenger RNA. RefSeq names its product headcase protein (gene heca). The record is from RefSeq and is a predicted model, not a curated record. The coding region runs from base 1570 to 3246 and encodes 558 amino acids. The transcript is spliced from 6 exons. Lineage: Eukaryota; Metazoa; Arthropoda; Insecta; Diptera; Culicidae.